UAAUGGUUAGAGAGUGGGUGACUUCGACUGCCGUCAUGGAUGACCUAAGUUUAGAAACAAACUUGCAUGAUGAAACAGUCGAAUUCAGUGCUAUUAAGGAAGAAUAUGCAGAGGACAUCAGUGGGGAAAAUUACCACAGAACAGAAAUAAGUGAGGAUACAGGUGAAGAAAGUGCUGUUUACAUAAAGGCUGAAAGUAUGUGUCCAGUAUCAGUAGGAACAAAAUUUGCAAGUGUUGAAGGAAGUAAAAGUGACUCAGAUGAUGGAGAUCCAUUGCAUGUGGGACCAUCUGUGAUUGGUGACUCUGGGGACACAGACUAUUCAAAUUGUGAAGAGACAACCCCAGAGGGGGAUCAUUGCAAGGUAAAAUAUAAACUGUUAACAAGCAAACAAGUGAAACCAUUCAGCUGUAAAAUCUGCAGUAAAGCAUUCUCUUUGAAAGGCAAUCUAGUGCAACACAUGAGUGUUCAUACAAAAGAAAAACCUUUUAUUUGUGAUGUCUGUAGUAAAUCAUUUGCUUGGAAAAGUAAUUUAGUGAGUCAUAUGAGAGUGCAUACAAAAGAGAAGCCUUUUAAUUGUGAUGUAUGUUGUCGAGGGUUCUCUGACAAACGUGUUCUAGUUAGGCACAUGAGAGUGCAUACAAAAGAAAAGCCUUAUGUCUGUGACAUUUGCAAUAGAGCAUUCUCUGUGAAAGGUACUCUAGUUAGGCAUCAUAGAGUACAUACAAAAGAAAAACCAUUUGUCUGUGAAGUGUGUAAUAAGUCAUUCACUUGCAAACAUCAUCUAGUAAAUCACAAGGCAGUACAUACGUAGGAGAAGCCUUAUCAUCGUAAGGGACAUUUUGUAAACUUAUUAUGCAUACAUUUAUAUAAUGUUUUGUAUUAAUUGGUUAAUUAUAUCCUUGUUCCAUGCAUUUAAGACAUGUGACUGUAAACUCCUUAGCAAACAUUUGUGUUAAUGCUUGCUGUUAAAAUCAAAACAGUGUAGGACUUCAAGUAGUGAGAAAGAAGACUUAUGGAUGCAAGUGCUGAGUGACAGAAUGCAUUUAAGGAAAGUAAGUAAAGUAAGUGAAAAACAAGGUUAAAUUGAAAUGAAAAAAAAAUCAGACAAGCUACAACAGCAAUGAGUGGUGUGUGAAUUGCACAAUACUACAUAUAUAAUGGAG
Messenger RNA from Penaeus monodon (black tiger shrimp), 1164 nucleotides. RefSeq names its product gastrula zinc finger protein XlCGF49.1-like. The transcript has a single exon. The record is from RefSeq and is a predicted model, not a curated record. Gene Ontology annotation, biological process: regulation of transcription by RNA polymerase II. Gene Ontology annotation, molecular function: DNA-binding transcription factor activity, RNA polymerase II-specific; RNA polymerase II cis-regulatory region sequence-specific DNA binding. Bases 3 to 812 code for a protein of 269 amino acids. Gene Ontology annotation, cellular component: nucleus. NCBI's taxonomy places the organism in Eukaryota, Metazoa, Arthropoda, Malacostraca, Decapoda, Penaeidae.